This is a messenger RNA of Poecilia reticulata (guppy), 1920 nucleotides long. It is a transcript of the gene nfe2, whose product is annotated as nuclear factor, erythroid 2. Gene Ontology annotation, molecular function: DNA-binding transcription factor activity, RNA polymerase II-specific; RNA polymerase II cis-regulatory region sequence-specific DNA binding. Gene Ontology annotation, cellular component: nucleus. Gene Ontology annotation, biological process: regulation of transcription by RNA polymerase II. The record is from RefSeq and is a predicted model, not a curated record. NCBI's taxonomy places the organism in Eukaryota, Metazoa, Chordata, Actinopteri, Cyprinodontiformes, Poeciliidae.
GUGUGCCACACUGUUGGUUUGUGGUUUCUUGUGAGGGCAAAAGGGAAAUUUGAAGGUUGGGGCGCAAGUUUGCUAUUAAGGAUACAAGAGCGCAAAGAAAAGAGAGAGAGAGAAAAAAAGGGGGCUGGUGUGGGUGCUUUACAGGAAGAUUGCGUUUGUCUGCAUCGAGCCAUCCCUUUUAUGCUGGUGGCUGAAUGUGCAGCCUAACAGAGAGGUCCACAGUAAGAGAAGAGAUAGAGCAAAGAGGCCUCGAGUGUCACACCUCUUGCCAUCGUCAAAAAGGCUUUGAGUAAUUUUCUUGUGCUCACCUCCAGGACUGACAUAUGUGUCUUUGCUGUUCCUCCUCACCUGCUCAAGAUGAUAAAGAUGUUGCUCAGGUGGACUUUUUCCAGUGAAAGCCUCUUCUAAAUGUGCUCCACGGCCAACUAUGUUCUCCCAUUGAGGAGAACCUGUGAGGUGGUGGCUACUCCAGGCAGGCUGUGCGGGGGGCUGUCCAUGCCUGCUAAUUUUAAUGGAGUCAAGCCUCAUGGACCGCCACAGGACAUGGAGAUGGACAUGGCUUGGCAGGAGUUGAUGGCCAUCACUGAGCUUCAGGAAUUCGAAGUCCAAAGUGGAAACCCCUAUGAAGCUACACAUUAUCAGCCCAUGCAGCCUAUGGCCCCCGCUGGAGAGUUUGGGAUGACUCAGUCCCAUUCAGAACCUCCUCCUGCUGCCUGUGAGCUGAGCACUGCUGACACUUACGAGGGAUGCUACUCUGAAGAAGUUCCCACCUGCCAUCGUCUCAACAACACAGAUGCGGUGUAUGGAAAUGCAGAUUCCCAGCUGCCUCACAGAAUGCUUCCCAUCUCCUCCCACCCUCAGCCGUCUCUUAUAAACAUGGCAGGUACCGCUCAGGGUCAUAGAAGGCCAAACGCCAGCAUCUCUCAGGGUUUAAGUCGACACAUGCUGUGGACUACGCUGGGGCAAAACGCCCAUGUUCGCUCUGGGGAUGAUCUGGAAUCAGAUUCAGGUCUCUCACUGGGAUCCAGCCCACCUUUGGCUUCUCCAGACAAUCCUGCCGGGGGCGGACCAGGUUACCAAAAUGUUGAUAUGGGAACACAAUAUAGUGAUUGUGAACCAGAAAGCAUGACUGAGCAUGGCAGAAGAGGCCACAUACAUUAUCCAAUGGACUAUCAGAGUCAAACUCUCCCAUAUCUACACUCAGGUGGACACGCACCUUACUUUUCACCUCAACCCAGUUACUCUCACUCACAAACUUGUUCUAUGAAUCCUCGACCUCUGAAACAGCCCGUUACCGCUGAUGUGUACGGCAAUGCAACAGUGACCAGCAGAGGGAGCUCAUACAGCAUGCACACAAAAUCACAAGGCAGCAGCUCCACUCCUGCUCCUCUGAGCAGAGACGAGCGCAAGGCUGUGGCUCUGAAGAUUCCCUUCCCCUUGGAUAAGAUCAUCAAUCUCCCUGUGGAUGACUUCAAUGAGCUCCUGACACAGUACACUUUGACAGACACUCAACUCGCACUGGUCAGAGACAUUAGGCGCAGAGGAAAGAACAAGGUGGCGGCCCAGAACUGCAGGAAGAGGAAGCUGGAGAGCAUUGUUCACCUGGAGAGAGAGCUGAACCACCUGCAGGCCCAAAGAGAACAUUUGGCGCAGGAGCGGCUGGAGUUCCAACGUAGCUUGACUUUCAUCAAGUGCCGACUCACAGACCUCUACAGGGAAGUUUUCUCUCAUUUACGAGACGAAGAUGGCCAGCCUUACUCCAUAGAUGAAUAUUCUUUACAACAAACUCCUGAUGGAAGUAUUUAUUUGGUACCUCAUUCAAUGGAUAAGAGAGACCAGUGUUAAACUAUUUCAGUCCAGCAAGUGGACUAAACAACUUGCUUGUUAUUUUUGCAACAGUUGAGUAAAAACUUGCCAAAC